AUGGGCCCUCCGGCAGCUGCCGCCCCAGGGGCCCUGGGGCUGGGCAGCCCGUUGCCCACCACGGCUGUCCUCCUCCUCCUCCUCUUCCUCCUGGCCAAAGGGGGGCCCAGCGCAGAGGGUUGUCUCAACUGUGGGCAGCAGUUCAAAAACCUUAGGAUGCGCUUUGCCCAGCUCUGUGCCCGCUACCGAGAGCACUUCCACCGGGAGAACUGCUCCAACUACCCCUGGGGGGGAGAGGCUGUUCGGGACUUCGCCUUAGAUGAGGCUGCCCUGGACCUGCUCCUGGAAAAGGCCCACCGGGUCCUCCGAGUGAUUGAAAUAAAGCAAAGCUUUGCCGAUGUUCCCAAGUUUUGGAAGUGGCUUCACAGCGCUAAGAUUCCAGCGGAGACCCAAGAAGCUCUGUGUCCUCCUGCUUGUCAGGUCGUGGCCUCCCUGUUCAAUUGCUCCACCUGCCGCAGGGUGGAGAUCCCCUGUUGGGACCUCAAAACCUGCUACCCAGGUGAGUGGGACCUCAAAACCUGCUACCCAGCUGCCCUCCUCUGCCCCACAGAGUACCCAGGCUUGCCAAAGGUCAUCCAGCUGCUCCUCUGCAUCUCCGGCGCCUGCUUCUUCAUGGGCCUGGUCUCCUGCGCACUGGAAUUUUGGCUCCGUCCGGGCCUUGGAACCAAGUAG
Candoia aspera is the source of this 672-nucleotide messenger RNA. It is a transcript of the gene TMEM95, whose product is annotated as transmembrane protein 95. Lineage: Eukaryota; Metazoa; Chordata; Lepidosauria; Squamata; Candoiidae. Gene Ontology annotation, biological process: fusion of sperm to egg plasma membrane involved in single fertilization. Gene Ontology annotation, cellular component: sperm plasma membrane; acrosomal membrane. The record is from RefSeq and is a predicted model, not a curated record. The transcript has 7 exons. The coding region runs from base 1 to 672 and encodes 223 amino acids.